AUGCCUUCUGAACUGGUCGGUAAGACCGUCAGUCCCUUCCUGAAGGAGCACAUCCCCGGCCUCUAUGCACCCUUCGGCAAGGCCAAGCAGGCACUUCCUCAGACACCCAGCCGCAAUCCCACUGUUCGCAAGAAGGAUCCCAAUAGCAAGUACUGCUAUCGUCACCGCCCCGAUUCCAAGUGUCGACGUGCUGCCGACGAGACCAAGAUGGGCUUCAUCCAAAGUGAACUCAACAGUCUCUCGUCAGCCGAUCAAGAAGCCAUCACGCACGUGUGGUCGCUCUUCUCUGCAGCCCCCUCAAAACACCGCGAGCUGAUGCUCCAGGGCAUCAUCACUCAAUGCUGCUUCCCUCAGCUCUCCACCGUGUCGCGCGAGGUCCAAGAACAGCUAAAGAUCGACUUCCUUACCGCCCUCCCCACCGAACUCUCCUACAAGAUUCUGAGCUACCUCGACACCGUAUCCCUCUGCAAAGCGGCGCAGGUCAGCCGACGAUGGCGCAACCUGGCUGACGAUGAUGUCGUGUGGCACCGCAUGUGUGAACAACACAUCGACCGCAAAUGCACAAAAUGCGGCUGGGGCCUACCGUUGCUGGAGAGGAAAAAACUCAUGGCGUGGAGCCGCCACCAACAAGUACACCGACAUCUGCGGGCCGCCGACGUGGUUGAGCUUGACGAGGACGCCGAGACACAAAGCAGCGAAUCGCGAAAGCGCCAAGCCGACGAUCACGAUCACGACGAUGAUGACAGAGGCGCAAAGCGACCCCGAGUAAACGGCACGAGCAAGUCGCGACAACAACUUGAACAAGAGCGCAAGUUCCGACCAUGGAAGGAUGUCUAUCGGGAUCGUUUCAAGGUGGGGUACAACUGGAAGACGGGUCGUUGCUCCAUCAAGACCUUCAAGGGUCACGAGAAUGGCGUCACGUGUCUCCAGUUUGACGACAACAUCCUGGCCACGGGCUCCUACGACACGACCAUCAAGAUCUGGAACAUUGAGACGGGAGAGGUGAUGCGCACGUUGAGAGGCCACACGUCGGCAGUGCGAACGCUCCAAUUCGAUGACUCCAAAUUGAUCAGCGGUAGCUUCGACAAGACGAUCAAGAUCUGGAACUGGCAGACCGGGGAGUGUCUCAGCACACUCCAAUGUCACACCGAGGGUGUUUUAUCGGUCCACUAUGACGGCUGCACCCUGGCUUCAGGCUCGAUUGACAAGACGGUCAAGGUGUUUAGCUUUGAUACCAAGCAGACGUUUUGUCUACGGGGCCAUACCGACUGGGUCAACCACGUGCGCAUCGACUCGCCCUCGCGAGUUGUGUUUUCCGCAUCGGAUGAUCUCUCGGUCAGGCUCUGGGACUUGGACUCGAAGCAAUGCAUCAAGACCUUCCUCGGCCACGUGGGUCAGGUGCAGCAGGUUCUCCUGAUGCCGGCGGACUUUGAGCCGGAUGAGAUGCCCCACUUGGACAACUCGGAUGCGGCGUCGGUGUCGAGCGGCCGGAGCAACACCCCGGUUGCGGCUCCGGAGCAGCCCUCGAAUGAUCGGGCGGCCUACGGACCGGGCUUUGCGGAUGAGUCUCGACCGCUGCCUCCACGAUACAUGCUCACUGGUGGCCUGGACAACACAGUUAGACUCUGGGACACGGCCACUGGCAAGUGCAUCCGCAGCAUGUUUGGUCAUGUCGAGGGCAUCUGGGGUCUCGUCGGUGACACCCUGCGAGUAGUCACGGGUGCUAAUGACUCGAUGACCAAGAUCUGGGAGCCUCGUUCUGGCAAGUGUGAGCGCAGCUUCACCGGACAUGCUGGCCCUGUGACAUGUGUCGGCCUCAGCGAUAGCCGCAUGGCGAGUGGUAGUGAAGACGGCGAGGUUCGCCUAUACAGCUUCGAAGGCGAGCGCGUUGAAGAACGUGGCACGCCUUCGUAG
Molecule: messenger RNA, 1914 nt
Organism: Fusarium vanettenii 77-13-4
Lineage: Eukaryota; Fungi; Ascomycota; Sordariomycetes; Hypocreales; Nectriaceae
Exons: 2
Coding region: 1-1914 (637 amino acids)
Molecular function (GO): protein binding
Source: RefSeq, a predicted model, not a curated record